Uncinocarpus reesii 1704 is the source of this 231-nucleotide messenger RNA. RefSeq lists its product as uncharacterized. The transcript has a single exon. The record is from RefSeq and is a predicted model, not a curated record. Bases 1 to 231 code for a protein of 76 amino acids. NCBI's taxonomy places the organism in Eukaryota, Fungi, Ascomycota, Eurotiomycetes, Onygenales, Onygenaceae.
AUGUCAACUAAGCCUGUGACGAAGCCAAAAGAGCAUAAAAGCUCAGAGAUCGAUGCCUCUCCCUCGUCCGAGCAUGCGAAGAAUCGAGACUGGAAACCUCCAAGCUAUGGCCGAUCGCAGAGUUGGAACGAGCAGGAUCUGAGGCACCAGAUGCAGCAGAGGUUUACCGGGAUGGAAAAAGGCAGAGAGGCCGGGUUUACUGAGAUGAACGGACACGGUAAAAAGGGAUGA